AUGGCCAACAUCGACGACAACAACAACAACAACAACAACAACAUGAACAACGAAGACGUUAUCGAUGUUGAUCUUACCCUAAGAUUGGGAUUACUGCCCUAUCAAGAAAAUGCAAGAGUCGAUAACCUUGCCGCACCAAACGAGCAGCCGUCUGAACAGGUGAACCGAGCAGCGUCUCCGGCUGCACCUAGGAGGCACAAUCAUAUUGGAGACGAAGAUAAAGUCUGCAAUGCAUGUGGAAUUACGAAUACUCCUGUCUGGCGGAAAGGCCCCGAUGGUCCCAAAACUCUGUGCAAUGCGUGUGGGCUAAAGCACUCUCGAUCUGUGAGAAGGGGCGCUCAGUAA
Erythranthe guttata (spotted monkey flower) is the source of this 345-nucleotide messenger RNA. NCBI's taxonomy places the organism in Eukaryota, Viridiplantae, Streptophyta, Magnoliopsida, Lamiales, Phrymaceae. The record is from RefSeq and is a predicted model, not a curated record.